Molecule: messenger RNA, 1125 nt
Organism: Didymodactylos carnosus
Lineage: Eukaryota; Metazoa; Rotifera; Eurotatoria; Philodinida; Philodinidae
Source: the annotation of a GenBank genome assembly
AUGGAACAAAAAGGUAAAGAUAAUAGAGAAGACGUACAUGUUGGUACAGUCGCGAGUCGUGCGAAUGCUGAUGGCGACGAAGAAACUGACGCAAUGGUGAAUAAAAAGGAAACGAACAAGAAAGGAAAGUCGACAAUGAGUUCACUUGGACGAUUCAUAUAUGAUCCACAAAGAAAAACCUUUAUGGGUCGUUCCUCCGAUAACUGGGCGAAAGUUGCAAUAUUUUAUUUUGCUUUUUACCUAUUUUUGGCAUUGUUCUUCUCUGCUGUGGUCGCCGUAUUCGCCCUAAUGCUUCCGCGUAAUGAACCACGAUAUUACAACAGGAGAAGUACAAUGGGUGUUCGUGGUCAUGUAAACAUCGGAAUGGGUUUUCGACCACAACCAAGUAUAUACAGUAAUCUUAUUCUAAUCACAAACGAUGAACAUCAGCAAACUAAAAUAGCUUCAUCAUUACGGCUUUUCAGAGACGUUUUCUUAUUGCAAAGAAGGACGGAUAAUGUUGAAGAAUGCACACCCCAGAAUCCCGCAGCCAGAUUACCCGAAGGGCUCGCGUGCUCGUUUCAUUGGUUUAAGAUUGUUCCAACGCAACAUCAUCCAUGUUCCGACGAAAAUAAAUAUGGUUUUGCUGAAGAAAAACCGUGUGUUCUGAUAAAAUUGAACAAAAUUUAUGGUUGGACACCAGAGCCCGGUCCAUUAUUCCCGGGUUCUUCUCGGUCUAGACCACCCGCUUCCGUACAACACAUAAAGGCAGAUAUCACGAAUAAAAAUGCAAAUGUUUAUGUUACAUGUAGUGGAGCUGCUGUCGCAGAUGAUGAUGUUUUAUCGAAUUUAACUUAUUACUCUCUUCUAACCUUGAAUGGUAAUUCGGAAUAUGGUGGCAUUCCUUAUUAUUACUUUCCGUUCAAAAAUGCACCAGAUCACGUACAACCGUUUGUGUUAGUUAAAUUUAAUUCUUUACCGAAGAAUCGUUUAAUAACUGUUCGAUGUCAAGCAUGGGCUAGAAAUAUUAACCAUGACACAAAACAUAUGCGUGGAAUGGUCAUAUUUCAACUGUAUCGAACAGACGACUCAGAAAAUAUGAGCAUAUCAGAACAUAAACGAUCUGUUAUUUCCAUGUCAAGAUGA